AUUUUGGGAGGACUAAGGGGUGGAGUUGUACCGUUUAACCCCCUGUGGUGAGUAACGUGCAACCCAAUGGGAAACUGCGUCCAGAUCCACUCGGGUUAAGAAGUUCCUCCAGAAAUGGCCUUCCAGCUGUUGUCAGCUCCGACGAUUGCCAUGAAGCACCUUGGCCGAGCUUUCCGGGUCUCUGCCAGUCAUGGAAGGUUGGCUUUCAUCCGUCGGUCCGGCAGCGCAGCGGGGCAAACGACAGAGAAGAACGUUCCCUACGCUACAACCUUGAAAGAAGAAAGCCCCGACAGCAGAGGACCCAGCAAGCCCUUGCCUCGCUCGGCAGAUGCGGUGGUAAUCGGUGGGGGCAGCUUGGGGUGCCAAACCACGUACCAUUUAGCUAAGAUGGGCAUGAAGAACGUGGUCCUACUGGAGAGGGACCGACUGACAUCAGGAACUACCUGGCACACCGCAGGUCUUCUAUGGCAGCUACGGCCGAGCGAUGUAGAGGUGGAACUCUUGGCUCACACGCGUGACGUGGUUAGCCGCGAUCUGGAGGAGGAGACCGGAUUGCACACCGGGUGGAUCCAGAACGGGGGUCUCUUCAUCGCGUCGAACAAGCAGCGUUUGGAUGAAUACAAGAGACUGAUGUCUCUGGGGAAGGUUUAUGGAGUGGAGUCCUACGUCCUUUCUCCAGCCGAAACCAAGGACCUGUAUCCCUUGAUGAAUGUCGAUGAUCUGUAUGGGACGCUGUAUGUCCCUAAAGAUGGCACGAUGGACCCCGCCGGCACUUGUACCACCCUGGCAAGGGCAUCUACGGCUCGCGGGGCAAAGGUCAUAGAGAACUGUCCGGUGACCGGCAUCCAAGUGAAGACCGAUGACUUCGGGAUCAAAAGGGUGGUUGGUGUGGAGACAGAAUUCGGGACGAUCCAGACCCCUUGCGUGGUCAACUGUGCAGGAGUGUGGGCCCAGAAACUCGGACAAAUGGCGGGAGUCAACGUCCCUUUGGUCGCAAUGCACCACGCGUAUGUCGUCACCGAGCGAAUCGAGGGAAUCCAGAAUAUGCCAAAUGUUCGGGACCACGACGCUUCUGUGUAUCUCCGUCUCCAAGGCGACGCGCUGUCGGUGGGCGGCUAUGAGUCAAAUCCUAUAUUCUGGGAAGAGGUCUCGGAUACAUUCGCUUUUGGCCUCUUCGAUCUGGACUGGGAUGUCUUCACGCAGCACAUUCAGGGAGCCGUUAACCGCGUCCCGGCGCUCGAGAAAACCGGAAUCAAAUCUACGGUGUGCGGCCCCGAAUCCUUCACCGCCGACCACAAGCCCCUCUUGGGGGAGUCUCCGGAAGUGAGGGGGUUUUUCCUGGGCUGCGGAUUCAAUAGCGCAGGUAUGAUGCUGGGGGGCGGCUGCGGAAAGGAGCUGGCGCACUGGAUUAUUCACGGCCGCCCGGAAAAGGAUAUGUACGGCUAUGACAUCAGGAGGUUCCAUCACUCUCUGACCAACCAAAACCGCUGGAUCCGGGAGAGAAGCCACGAAUCCUACGCCAAAAACUAUUCGGUGGUUUUCCCCUAUGACGAACCUCUGGCCGGGAGGAAUAUGAGAAAGGAUCCCUUGCACGAGGUUCUCCUCCAGCAAGGCUGCGUGUUCCAGGAGAGACACGGCUGGGAGAGACCGGGGUGGUUUAACCCAGCAGGUCGGGCCCCUGUCUUGGACUAUGACUAUUACGGGGCUUAUGGCCACCAGCCGCAUCAGGAUUACUCAUACAGUCAGUUGCUGGAGAAAGAGUAUACCUUUGGCUUCCCUCCCCAUCAUGACGUGAUCAGGAGCGAGUGUCUGCGGUGCCGGGACGCGGUGGCCGUUUUUAACAUGUCCUACUUUGGAAAAUUCUACCUGGUUGGCCCGGAGGCCACAAAGGCAGCUAACUGGCUCUUCACGGCCGACGUCGACAAACCCCCAGGAUCUACUGUCUACACCUGCAUGCUGAACAGCCGCGGGGGGACUGAGAGCGACCUCACCGUCAGCCGCAUCGAGCCGGGGAAGCCGCCGUCCCCUCUGUCCCCCGACUUUCAAGGGGACGGUUAUUACCUGGCCAUAGGAGGAGCCGUGGCCGAGCACAACUGGGGCCACAUCCGCGCCGUCCUACAGGACCAAAACUUCAAAUGCAAACUGAUCGACUGCUCCGAGGACCUCGGCAUGAUCAGCAUCCAAGGACCAGAGAGCCGCAAGGUUCUGGAGGAGGUUCUGGAUGAAGACCUGAGCAAUGAGGCCUUUCCAUUCUCCACGCACAAGAUGGCGACGGCAGCCGGACACCAGGUACGCGCCAUCCGCUUGUCAUUCGUUGGAGAGAUGGGAUGGGAGCUGCACAUCCCCAAAGCAGACUGUGUAUCUGUCUACAGGGCUGUCAUGGAAGCCGGAUCCAAGAAGUCCAUCGGCAACGCUGGAUACAGAGCAAUCGACUCCCUUAGCAUCGAGAAAGGUUACAGACAUUGGCACGCGGACCUCCGUCCCGAUGACACCCCUUUGGAAGCCGGCUUGGCCUUCACUUGUAAGCUGAAGAGCGCCAUGCCGUUCCUUGGCCGCGAAGCUCUGGAGAAGCAGAAGGCUGAAGGCGUCAGGAAGCGUCUGGUUGGCUUCACUAUCAAUGAUAAAGUCCCGCUGUUUGGCUUGGAAGCCGUUUGGAGGAACGGCGUCGCCGUAGGACACAUACGCAGGGCGGACUUUGGCUUCGCCAUCGACAAAACCAUCGCGUACGGCUAUAUACGAAAUCCCGACGGAGGACCCGUGACGACAGAAUUUGUCCGAACUGGGGAGUACAAGCUGGAGAGGAUGGGGGUCACCUAUGCCGCCGAGGCCCACUUGAAGUCCCCGUUUGACCCAAACAAUUUGAGAGUAAAGGGUCUGUAUUAAAAUGUGAAUGACGACAGAACCGGGUGACCUUUGGUGGCCCCACCGGUGACUGAGGAGAAAGACUGGAAUCCAGCGAUUGGUUUAUUAACCCUCUAUUACCCCAAAUCAUUGAUCGAACAACAGCUGCCCAUAGACCUGGUUAAACCCCCCAUGGUGCAUUUUUCACUAGUGAGAAUCAAGUAAUUAAUCAUUUUUUUAAUGGAAAAGUUGUGUAUUUGUUGGGAUUUGGUGUUGUCCGUCCUGGCCUAAAACAUCUAAUUUGUUAUAAUGAGAUUCUGGAGAGUCCGGCCCCGCGUGUUCAGUGUGAGGAGAAGGGUGAGAACCCCUUCAUCCAGCAUUAAUAAUAAUUUAAUCACAGCAAAUCCUGUUGGGCGUUUCAUAAGGUACAGCUCGGGGGGGUCAGAGGUGUCUUUAGGUUGGGGUUGGGAACCUGGACAAGUCCCCAUAUGAUGAGCCACGUUCUCUAAACCCGUAAGAUGCCCCAUAGGCACCGGGCCCUUGCCAGGAAAAAGUAUACAGGAGGUAACCGAGCUUCUACGGCUUUUAUCCAGCAUACGAACGACGCUGUUCUGGGCUCUUUGGGGCAGUUCGAGGCUCUCUGACUCCUGACAUCUUGAUACAUUGUAACCCAGGACUUUACCCCCUUCUACCAUCUGCCGUUGCUCAUGUGUUCAGGUGCCAUUAAUCAUGGGAACCCCAAAAACCUGUAGCUUUGGGGGGAGCCCCCGUGGGCCACUCCGAUGAGCCGUCAUUUACGCAACUUGCAAAGCCCUCUGGGGGGGGGUGCAUUGUGCCGGUCAAUAAAUAUUCAACGUCUUCCUUA
Molecule: messenger RNA, 3706 nt
Organism: Spea bombifrons (plains spadefoot toad)
Lineage: Eukaryota; Metazoa; Chordata; Amphibia; Anura; Pelobatidae
Gene: SARDH
Product: sarcosine dehydrogenase
Exons: 21
Coding region: 115-2883 (922 amino acids)
Cellular component (GO): mitochondrion
Molecular function (GO): oxidoreductase activity; protein binding
Source: RefSeq, a predicted model, not a curated record